Molecule: messenger RNA, 942 nt
Organism: Alternaria atra
Lineage: Eukaryota; Fungi; Ascomycota; Dothideomycetes; Pleosporales; Pleosporaceae
Exons: 2
Coding region: 1-942 (313 amino acids)
Biological process (GO): fungal-type cell wall polysaccharide metabolic process
Cellular component (GO): fungal-type cell wall
Source: RefSeq, a predicted model, not a curated record
AUGCGACGCACCGCCCUCCUCUCCGCCGCAACAGCGGUCCUCACCAGCACAACAACCGCACAGUCCACAGCAUCAACAUCUUCAAAACGCGGUCUCGUCUACGUCCCCUCCGAAGACCACCCCUCUGACGACCAGAUAUGGACAACCGGUCCGUCACCACCAACAUGGUACUACAACUACCAAAAAGACCCCUCAGCAGCCUAUGCCAACAACCCAGAUAUGCAGUUCGUCCCCAUGCUCUGGGGCGCUAGUGACAGCGACACUGGAACCCCCUUCCUCGACUCAGUCAAGAAGCAAAUCGCCGACGGAGCGAACAUAACCUACGUCCUCGGCUUCAACGAACCGGACGGCGGCCACAGCACCGGCGGUUCCAACCUCGCCGUCACUACAGCUGCCGCUCGCUGGAAAGCCGAAAUCGAGCCAUUGAAGGAGCUCGGCGUUAAACUAGGUGCGCCUGGUGUUACCGGCGCAGAGUCUGGUUGGCAGUGGUUGGAAAACUUCUACAACGAGUGCGAUGGAGGUUGUAACCCCGAUUUCAUCCCCGUACACUGGUAUGGCAACUUUGAGGGCAUGAUGAGCCAUAUUGGACGUGUUACAACCAUGUGGCCUAAUAUGACGGUAUGGGUUACCGAAUAUGGAUACCCGAAUCAGCCGCUCGAGGAGACGCAGACUUUCUACAACCAGAGUGCUCAGAGUUUUGACAGCUGGCCGAACAUCACACACUACUCCUACUUCGGCGCCUUCCGCUCCGAUGUUAGCAAUGUGGGUGCCAACGCCGCUAUGCUUACCCAGGACGGCAAAUUGACGGAUAUUGGAUCUUGGUAUAUGGGCGGUGCUGCUACGAACAACGUUCCUGAGGCUUCUGGUGCUUCUUCAGUAGGAGCUGCGCCAGGUGCUUUUGCCUUGAGCUUAAUGGCUGCGGUGUGGGUUUACUUUGCCUGA